AGAGGCAUGCUUGUGUGUAAACAUCAAUGAAAACUCAACAACAGCCGCUUAAAAAAAAUAUAUAAGGACGUGGUAUAUUAUUUCCGAUUAACGUUAUAGAAUAAUCGUGAAGAUACCAUUUCCUCUACUUUAAAAUGAAGACCAAAUCGUCUUAUCAUAAAUCUGAAAACACAUUCAGGUUUCUCACGUUUUCUGAACGGCUUGCCAAUGUGAAUAUCGAUGUUAUCCAUCGCAUCGACAGAACGGGCAGUUACGAUGAAGAGGUAGAAACGUAUUUCUUUGAAGGACUGACAAAAUGGAGGGAUUUGAAUUUGACAGAGAAUUUUACAACCUUUUUAAAAGAAGUGAUCAACAAGAGUCAGUCCUUCAACCUGCUCGUAUUCCACCAGCAGUCUAUAGUAGAGAGCCUAAAGACCCACCUUGGAGUGCGUGGCAGCCUGGCUUACCAGCCCCUGCUGGAUCUGGUGGUGCAGCUGGCUCGGGACCUCCAGGUAGAUUUCUACCCUCACUUCCAGGACUUCUUCCUCAUCAUCACCUCCAUGCUGGAGACCCAGGACACAGAGCUGCUGGAGUGGGCCUUCACCUGCCUCUCGUACUUAUACAAGUACCUAUGGAGGCUUAUGGUCAAGGACAUGACUCAGAUGUACUGUUUAUACAGCACACUCCUGGCUCACAAAAAAGACCACAUACGCAACUUUGCUGCAGAAAGUUUUGCAUUUUUGAUGAGAAAGGUGCCUGAUCUGGAUGAACUCUUCACCUGCAUGUUCCAGGACCUGGCUGAUCACUCGCAGAAAGCAGAAGGUGUGGGACAGCUUCUGUUCCAGAUGUGCAAAGGGGUCCGCAACAUGUUCCACUCAUGCGCCCACAAGGCUCUUCCUGUCGCCAUGCGAAAGCUGGGCCCUUCAGCUGAGGGCAGUGUGUCUCUACCCUGGACUGCUAUUGGAGAAGCUCUGGAUCACAUGGCGGAUGCAGCAGCCAAUCAUAUCGACAAGGAACACUUACUGGUGCUCUGGGAGUGUCUAGAGGGCUGCUUGAUGGAGGUGCUACAGAAGCUGGAGUCUGGAGGCGAGGGCGGCCAGGCCUCUGAACACAUGGAGAGGCUCCUGCACAUCUACCACACCCUGGUGGAGCACAGAGGUGGAGCCAAGGUCACCCGGCCAGAGUCAGCGUGUGAGACCCUGGUCCGGCUGAUCCAGGCCCCUCAUCUUUCCUCAUCGUGUCAAGUGUUACUGCUCGAGGUGACAUCGUCACUGCUGCUUGGCGAGAACGUGUCCAUGCCUGACGUUCUGAUUCAGGGGCUGCUGAACAAGGUCUUCAGGAGUGGAAGAGACCAGGACAUCAUCCUACCCUUCGCUAAGGGCCUGUUUGACAUGAAGCAGUUUGAACAGCUCCUGCUGCCCAGUCUGUUGCAGUACCUGGAGCAGAUGUUCAGCAGUGAGGACCGUGUGACUCGCCAGCUGGCCCUGGAACUCCUGGCCAGCCUCAUCCUGGCCAAAGCAGAGCCACCUUCCGAUGGCUCCCUGGCCUUUGAGAAGUACCCCCUGGUCUUCACCGGUCAGCUCCCCACGUUGUCCGAGUCCAUGGAGGGUAAACAGCCCGUGUCCGUUCCUCAGUAUGUACUGUCAUUACUGGACCGGCCGAAGGAGGAGGCCGUCAGAGACCUCCCUCACCUCUGGGCAGCCCUGGUGGUCCUGCCUCACCUCAGGCCUCUGGAGUCGGGCACGGUUAUUCCCAUGGUAACGGCGCUCAUCGACUGCCUGUUGAAUGAUGUGGAGACUGGAGGCUUGGGAAAGGGGGGCCUGUUUGUGGCCCGCCAGGCCGUCAGCACACUGCUGAGCUUCAAAGAGUCCGCUGAGGUUCUGGCCCUUGUGCCGGUGGACCGGGUCCGCAGCAUUAUCCAGAAGUUCCCCACAGACCUCUCUGCUCUGUUGUUGGGGGACCUAUACUACACCAGACUUUCCUUGAAUGGCUGCUCUGCCCACCUCUCCCAUGAUGCAAUGUUGGAGUUGUACCAGAUGCUACACUCUAACCUCUCCUCCAAUGUCUCUAAGAUUCGACUCCUAACUCUGAGGAUUCUGACUCACUUUGAGGCAGACAUUCCCAAGCAAACAGAGGGUGAAGAGAGCGUGGAGACGCAGUCGGUGUUCAGGCUGUGUCUGCAGGCGGAGCUGGUCCCUGCCUCGCUGCAUGACUACAGGGAGAAGCUGCUGCACCUGCGGAAGCUGCGACACGACCUGGUGCAGCGUGCCCUGCCCCGGGGGCCCUUCCAACAGGUGCCCCUGCGUUAUCUGAUUGGAAUGCUGUUCAUCAAUUUCAGCCCUCUCUGGGACCCAGUUAUUGAGCUCUUGGUUACCCAUGCCAAUGGAAUGGAAAAUAAAGACUUCUGGAUGGUCUUCUAUGAGCACCUUGAAAUGGUGGCUGUUCUAGCAGAGAAGGAGCUUCACGAGGAUGACGAUGAUGAUGAGGACGAAGAGAGUGGAGCAGCGCAGGCUGCCCCUCCCGACAUUGACGUGGUCGAGAGCGGGGACCUGGGGGUUCUGUUCCUGCAGCAGCUGGACCAGGCCUCCACCCCCGACGAUCGCACGGACUUCACCAACUUCCGCUUCCUGCUGUGGAAGGCCAUGGUGAAAUUUCCCGACCGGGUGGAACCGCGUAGCCGGGAACUGAGUCCGCUGCUCCUGCGCUUCAUCAGUAAGGAGUUCUACCCAGCAGACCUGAUGGUGGCUCCCAUCCAGUGCCUUAGAAAGACAGAUGAUGCCACCACAGAACCUGAAAGGCCUGGUGAAGAAGAGCAGGAAUCCACAGAGGAAGAGGAGGAGGUGCCCAAACAGGCAGUGAGAAAGACACCAAGGAGAGCAGCAGCAAAGCAGCUUAUUGCUCACCUGAAAGUGUUCGCGAAAUUCACCAACCCCCGUUCCCUGUACCUGGAACCUGACGUGCAUCAGCUCUACACACAGUUGCUGUGUCAUCAGGACCAACAGAUCCAGAAGAUGGCCCUGGAGUGUGAGCUGUCAUACAAGCACCCCCACAUCCUCCCCUACAAGGAAAAUCUAGAGCGACUGCUGGACGAUAAGCACUUCAAAGAGGAGGUUGUCCACUUCAACAUUACCGAGGAAGGAUCCACAGUGGAAGCGUCACACAGACAGGAUCUCAUCCCUGUGCUAAUGAGGAUCCUGUACGGGCGCAUGCGCAGUAAGACGGGCAGUAGGUCUCAGGGCAAGGCGAGCGCCGUCACGCGCUCCUCCAUAGUGCUGCGCUUCCUGGCCGGCUGUCUGCCAGAGGAGCUGGGCAUGUUCAUCGACCUGCUGCUGGAGCCUGUCCGUCAGCACAGUCACGGUACAUGUGCGGCUGCAGUCCAGAGGGCGAUUGAGCAGACUGACCUCUCUGCAAUCCUUCCUCUGGGACGACAGCACAGUCUGCUGAACCUCGUGGACGUGGUCAUCCAGAAGCUGGGUCACCUGAUCCACCAAUACCUGCCCAAGGUUCUGCAGAUCCUGCUCUGUGUCACCGCCUCAGUGUCCACUGUGCUGGAUCAGAGAGACCAGGUUAAAGCAGGCUGCAUCAGCCCUCUGAAGAACCUGAGGCGCCUGGGAAUCCUGCGGAUCAAUGACUUCUUCGACGGUUUUGAGUCGUACAGCUUCAGCGCUGAUGAACUGGACGGCGUGUUUCUGGCUGUGGUCUGGACUCAGGUGUGCCGCCUUCCCACAGAGAGCCCCUAUGCCCCCACCCCCCUGCUCAAACUCAUCCGUGUGUGGAGCCAGAACGCCAGGUAUUUUCCUCUGCUGGGAAAGCAGAGGCCCGGUCACCCAGAGUAUGACGUGCUGCUCAACGUCUUUGCCCUGCUCGCCGCCAAAAAUGUUUCCCAGUCCACUGUUGCCAUGGUGAUGGACAUUGCAGAAAGCCUGGUAACCACGCCUGACUUCCUGCCCACGGAGAAGGAGGCAGAGCUGUCUGUCAAUUCCAUCGUAGUCCCUGAGCCAGGCGACAGGAGUGACAUAGCCGCAGAUGCACUGAACCUGGGUUCGAAGCUCCUCCUACCACACAUCCCCACGCUGCUGCAGUACCUCAGUGGAGUGGUCCGUAACACCGACCGCAUUAAGAAAAAGAAGUUCAGAGCUCAAGUGAACAAGGAGCUCAACAUCCUCUCAAAGAUCAGCAGAUUUGUGAGCGAUAAGGAGCAGAGCUCCAUGCUGAUCAAGCUCCUGCUGCCGCACCUCCACAGACCCCACACGGCCCAGGAGACGCUGAUGGACAUCCUGGAGACGGUGCAGAACCUGCUGCGACGCUGCGCCGACCCCGUCUCCUUCCUCAAGCCCAUGAGCCGACUCUUCUCCAGCAUCCACAGCAAGCUGCCCCGCCAGGCCCUGUGUGUCUGCUUUCAGACGUUAUCGGACCUGGACAACGGACUGAAGUACAUCACGGAUGUGGCAGCGCAGCUCAACGCCUUCGACAGCCGCCACCUGGAUGAGAUCCACUUCGACGUGCGCCUGACUGCCUUCCAGGGGGCAACGCAGCGCAUCAAAGACAUGGAGACUCUGGACAUGAACUACCUGCACACACUCAUGCACAACUGCUUCCACUCUUUUGAGAUUGGGGACAUGUCCCUGGCAGACAGUGCCACCUCAUGCCUGUCAGCUAUCAUCACACAACUGGCGUCGAUGGAGCACAGUGAGGAGGAGUACAAAGAGAUUGUGCAACACACCUUGCUGGACGCAGUACGGAGAGGCCUCCACAGCAAAAUGGAGACUGUCCAGCAGGACUACACCACGGUCCUCUCCUGUCUGGUUCGGACGUUCCCCUCCCGCCCGGAGUUCCGGGACCUGGUGCAGCUCACUGACUACAAUGACCCUGAGUCUGACUUCUUUGAACACAUGAAGCACAUCCAGAUCCACAGGAGGGGACGUGCCCUGCGGAAGUUAGCCAAGCAGCUGACGGAGGGAACGGUGGUGAUGUCGCCCAAGUCGCUGCAGAACUACAUCAUGCCGUACGCCAUGACGGCUCUGUUCAGUGAGAAGAUGCUGAAGCAUGAGAACAUGACCUCAGCCUCUGUGGAGGUGAUAGGCUCCGUAUGCAGGUGUCUCACCUGGUCUCGGUACCUGUACUACCUCAAGUACUUUGUCCACGUGCUACAGACUGGACAGGCUGACCAGAAACUGGCUGUCAGCCUGCUGGUGACCGUGCUGGAGGCCUUCCACUUUGACCGGGAGACCCUGGGGAGGGAGCUGGAGGCGAUGAAGAGUAGGGAGGCCGAGACAGGUGCCACAGAGGAGGAAGGUGAGGAAGAGGAUGGGGCCAUGGAGAUGGGAGAGAGCGACACUGAGGAGGCAGCGGAAAAGGCGGACGAAGAGCAGGGGCCACACACCGCAGAGAGGCCUGACGAAUCCAAACCGGUGGAGGCCUCCGCGGAGAAGGCAACAUCGGGCAGGGCAGUGGGGAAGGUUCCCAGUGGUCUCCCUCAGAGCAGAGAGGGACUGGAGUCUCUGAUCACCUCCAUCCACCAAACCGUCACUCAGAGCGUUCUGCCCAAACUGCACAAGUGCCUCACUGCCAAGGUAAAGAGGGACGAGGAGCACAAGCUGGUGAAGUCCAAGGAUGUGAAGGAGGAGGAGGUGGUGAGGGUGCCCAUCGCCUUCGCCAUGGUCCGCCUCAUGCAGACCCUUCCGCAGGAGAUCAUGGAGGCCCACCUUCCUGGUAUCCUGCUGAAAGUGUGUGUUCUCCUGAGGAAUCGGUUCCAGGAGAUUCGAGAUGUGGCGCGAAACACCCUGGUCAAAAUCAUAGAGACGCUGGGCCGUCGCUACUUGCAAUUCCUGCUGAAGGAGAUGCAGAGUGUCCUGGUCAAGGGAUACCAGAUCCACGUGCUGACCUUCACAGUCUACCAGAUACUGUCUGCCCUGUGCCCCUCCCUGAACAGCGGAGACCUGGACCCCUGUAUGGACCUGCUGCUGCAGAUCUUCAACAACGAGCUGUUUGGUUCCGUUGCUGAGGAGAAGGAAGUGAAAGGAAUCAUUUCCAAAGUGAUGGAGGCACGUAGCAGCAAAAGUAUGGACUCAUAUGAGCUGUUGGCACAGUUCUCCGGGAAGGAGCAUGUCACUCAGCUCAUCUUGCCACUCAAAGAGAUUCUGGAGACCACGGCCAGUCUGAAAGUUGCUCGGAGAGUUCACGCCGUGCUACGGCGAAUAGUGUCUGGACUUCUGCUGAACAAGAGUAUGAACAAUCAGUCCAUUCUGCUGCUCAGCCAUGGGCUGGUCAGCGAGAGCCUCCCGCUUCUCACCCAGAAGAACAAGGAGAAGGCGUCUGUGAAGCCCCCCCCAGACCCCCGGCUGGCCCCAGCCAGCUGCCUCCUCCUGCCCCCGACGCCUAAAAGGGGUGGGAAUAAAGCCCCAGUCAGCCGCCGCACCAACAUGCACAUCCUGGUGGACACUGGACUGAGGCUGUUGCACAUGAGUCUGAAGAGGUCAAAGGUCAAUUCGUCAGAAGCAUUUGUUCUGGAAAUGCUGGACCCGUUUGUCUCACUGCUGUUAGACUGCCUCUCCUCUAUGCACGUAAAGGUAAUUACAGAGGCUCUGCAGUCUUUGUCCUGGAUUCUGAAGUUUCCUCUGCCAGCAGUGGAGUCCAACGCUGAGAAGCUCACACAGCAGCUGUUCUUGCUGCUCAAAGACUACGCCAAGGCUGGCGCUGCUCGCGGAGAAAACUUCAACCUUGUCCUCAACUGCUUCAAGUCCAUCACCAUCCUGGUGAAGACUAUGAAGACUCACCGGAUCUCUGACAAGCAGUUGCAAGUUCUGCUGGGAUACGCUGAGGAAGACAUCUAUGACCAGUCGCGCCAAGCCACAGCAUUUGGUCUACUAAAGGCUAUAUUAUCCAGGAAACUGGUGGUCCCAGAAAUGGAGGAUGUGUUGAAAAAAGUGGCCAAGCUGUCAAUCACUGGCCAAAAUGGACAAAUCAGGGUCCAGUGCAGACAUAUUUACCUGAAGUAUCUCCUGGAUUAUCCCUUGGGGAAAAAGUUGAGGGCACACUUGGACUUUGUAGUUGCUCAGCUCAGUUAUGAGUAUGACACUGGCAGAGAGUCAGCUCUUGAGAUGAUGGCCUUCAUUUUCCAGACUUUCCCUCAGGAUCAUCUGGAGCAGUUCAGCGGCCUGUUCUUUGUCCCACUGGCUCUGGUCAUGGUGAAUGAUGACUCUGCAUCUUGUAAGAAGAUGGCAGCUCUGGCUAUCAAAUCGCUGUUGAACAAACUGGACUUGGACCACCAGAAUACCUUGUUUUCCCUGGUCAGCACCUGGUUUUCCAGUGAGAAGGUGACCCACCAACGACUGGGAGCUCAGGUGUGUGGGCUCUUUGUGGAAGUGCAGGGGGAGGAGUUUGCCUGUCGCCUCGAUACCCUGCUUCCUCUGAUGGAGAAGGAAAUGCACCCAUCCAACUACGAAGAUAUAGAAGAGGAGGCAGAGGAAAAAGCAGCUGACAGAUUGCUCUUCAGCUUCCUGACACUCGUCACAAAACUCAUCAAGGAGUGCAGCUUCCUCCAGCUCACGAAACCAGUGGAGACUCUCACCCAAAUCUGGAACCACGUAAACGCUCAUCUGCGCCACCCUCAUUCUUGGGUGUGGCUGACGGCCUCCCAGGUCUUCGGCCAGAUGUUCGCUGCCCACAAGCCAGAGGAUCUGGUCACCCAGUGGAGGGGUCUUCAGGGUGACACCACGGCAAAGGUGCCAGUGGCCACCGAGUACCUCGUCACUGACCUGGACAAGAAAAUGAGAGAGAUGGUCUUAUCAUUCUGCAGUCAGCUUCAGUCCAAGUUCCUGGAUACAUCUUUGGGUGAACAGGUGAUAAAGAACCUGCUGUUUGUGGCCAAAGUGAUUUACCUGAUAUCACCGGAGUCAGACUCAACGGAGAGCCAAGACCAGAUUGAUGAAGAGGAUGAUGAACAGAAGGAGGCUGAAGAAGAUGAAAAGGAGGAAGAGAAUGAACGACCUCCAUCCUUACUGUGGGUAAUGAAGAAGCUGUCAGUGCUGGCGAAGAGGGAGGCAGCGGAUACGCCCAAAGUACCCCUGAAGAGAACCUGUGUGUUUAAGUUCCUGGGUGCCAUGGCUGUGCAUCUGGGCAAAGACCAGCUCAAACCAUACCUGACCACCAUCAUUGCCCCACUCUUCAGGGAACUGGACAGCACCUACGCCGACCAGGACCCUACUCUGAAGAACCUGUCCCAGGAGCUGAUGGACCUGCUGAAGAAGCAGGUGGGACUGGAGAGCUUCUCCCUGGCCUUUGCUGCUGUGCAGAAGGAGGCCACACAGAGAAGAGCCAUGCGCAAGAGACACAAGGCUAUGCAGGCUGUUGCUAACCCUGACAUCGCAGCCAAAAAGAAAUUGAAGAAACAUAAAAACAAAAUUGAAGCCAAGAAGAGAAAGAUUGAAUUUCUGCGUCCGGGAUACAAAGCCAAAAAACAGCGUAGCCAUGGCCUAAAGGACCUGGCCAUGGUGCAGUGACAUGGCCCUGUCCACUGCUGAUGACAUCUCCAUCAGUUUCAGCUUUGGGAGAAGCAUUUAUAGAGUCUUGAACAGUGCAUGUUUGAGAAACUACUGGAUGUGCAGUUAAAUGUACAACUUUUUAUUAAAAAGAAAUCACUUUUGUAUAAAUACACAUUUAUGGUCAAGCAAAUAAAGAUUUCAGAUUUUGUUUCUAAAAGAAACAAAACUUAAGAAGUUUUCACCCAA
Messenger RNA from Conger conger (European conger), 8708 nucleotides. It is a transcript of the gene utp20, whose product is annotated as UTP20 small subunit processome component. The record is from RefSeq and is a predicted model, not a curated record. Lineage: Eukaryota; Metazoa; Chordata; Actinopteri; Anguilliformes; Congridae. The transcript has 62 exons. Bases 135 to 8480 code for a protein of 2781 amino acids. Gene Ontology annotation, cellular component: 90S preribosome; small-subunit processome; nucleolus.